GCAAUGUUACGUGAGUACGGCCCGUCAGUCCCUGAAGAUAUCCUGGUCAAGUUAGUCAACGCAUUUGGCGAGCUUCGAUCAAGAGCAGACCAAGGUCUCAUAUCCUACCCUUACUCUACCCGAGAAGUCGUCAGUGUUGUCAAACAUUUACAGGCCUUCUCCGACGAGGGUGUGGCUAGUGUUGUUCGUAACGUGUUCGACUUUGACUCGUACCAUCCCGAAGUGAGAGACGUGGUUACGGAAGUGAUGCACAAGCAUGGGAUACCAAUGGGUACUUCCGCUGCUAGUAUUAACCUUGUCAAAGAGAUACCACUGUCGGCUCCAGUCUUCUUGGCUAACUGGCAAAUAGCAGAAGGGGAGCCUGGUGCCGGUGAAGUUGUCAAUUGUCCAGUCGAAGAGCGUCAACUUAAAAUUAAGGGUCCGAGUCUCCUUGCGACAUCGAAGAAAGACCUGGAUAAAAUGGUCGAUAGAUCAAGAAUCUUCACAGAACAACUGAGUCACUGGAACCUCCCUCUUCACGAGGGUAGCUUUGUUAAUGCUGUCACUACUGGUCCAGGUGAUAUUCGAGGGGACUGGCUCCAUACUUUAGCUCUUAACCCGGUAACUCUCUUCUCAUCUCAAACCAGCCAACACGCCGUCACGAUGACUGAUCUUUACGAGCUGUUUCCCAGAGCGUACUUAUCCAUUCUUCCUCAAAUCCAACUGGCUGCUCUUGGACAAGAACUAACAGGGCAAGUUUUACUCUUCGACCAAGAAUCUAACAUGCUGAUGCAUAUUGACCCCAAGAACAGCUCCGUCCGAUUUUUAAGUUUUCAGUCUCUUGCGAAAAAUGCUAAACGGAAGCUUACCCGGCAUUUUUCAGUGCAACAAAAGAAUAAAUUCAAAAUGUGCUCAGAUUUUUCACAAGAAAAUUGGGUCGCGAUUUACCAAGAAGGCACCAACAAGAUGGACGUUGUUGAUGUAGUUGGUGACGUCACUCAACAUAUGACGUUCCCGUUUGUGAUUGGCCAGUUUCAUCCAUUCUCACGUGAUCUAUGGCUUCUCGGGGAGACUGGUACGGACCRGAAGUAUUUGCUUUCUAAACCUUACCCGGAAGCUCCAGUGCCUUGUGUUCUUUACCCGGUCACUAGUGAUACGAUCGAUGACACCGACGAAUCUCAUUGGCAAUCGAUAUCUACUCGUGGCCUCCCAUCAAAUAUCUUAAGCUCGGCUUUAGGAGACGACAAGAGAUCGAGGAGUAAUCGAUUACUUACGGAUACUUCGAAUUACGCAACUGUUGCAGUGGCUCAGCCUGACCAGCUUGUUAUCAAAUCACCUGUCAGUCUCUAUACCUUCCCAAGAGAAACGUCCACUGAGGUCAAAUCAGAAAAUAAUUCCAAAAAAUCUAACCCUACCACGGAUACAUUAUCGUUCGAUUCUGUCACCCCUGUAAGUUUUCCAGCCACUGGUCAAGUCAUUCGUGUUGUUUCGAAGACGYCAGUACCAGAUGAGGCUAAAACUACUGAAGAAACACAACCCAGGGAUAUCCUUAGAAGACCCACAAUACAAACUACAGGAUAUCUUGAAGUGGUGGACAUCGGCAGAAGAACUGUACGGUAUAUUCCACUACCCGGGAGUUCUGUUUUACCCCUGUAUGCCCGCUGGGCAGAUGAACCCGUUGCCAUGGCACCGACCUCUGAUGAUGGCCUGGUAACUGUAGAUGCUGUCGGUCAGGUACGGAUGUGGGAGACUGGGUUCAGGAAUCUGGAAAAUUCGUUUGGUGAUUGGAGGAAGUUGAUAGGAAGGGAUCCUCAAGAAAAACUCCAGGUUACUUAUUCACGGGACAGCGGACUUGACGUCAACGCUCCAAAACACGGCAAGAUGGAUCCGUCAGGUGAUCCUCACGUGGGAGGUAACACGUGGGCUGGUGGGACAGGUGGGCGUGAUACAGCAGGUCUCGGUGGUAAAGGAGGACCAUACAGACUAGAUGCAGGACACGAUGUACAUCAGUUAUCAGACCAAGAGAAAGAUGACGUACCUGAUGACGUCAAGAAAGCAGCAAGAGAGAUGGCAAGGAGAGCUUUCAAAGAAAGGCUUCGCGAAAUUCAGAUGAGUGAAUAUGACGCAGAAAUGUACGAGGCGUUCUCGUCACGUGUUCGUCGUCAGGUCCAGUCUCUACGCGUUAUUUUGGACGGGCUGCAGGCGAAAAGCCGUGAACGAGUGUGGCUUCGUCACCAGACCUCUGGAGAGCUUGAUGACACCAAGCUGAUAGAGGGUCUUACGGGAGAACGUUCCAUUUACAAGAAAAGGGGAGAGGAAGACCCUGAGCUUGGAACACCUCAGCGUCUUCCGAAGCGCUUGCGAUUUGUGGUGGAUGUCAGCGGUAGUAUGUAUCGAUUUAAUGGUCUUGAUGGUCGACUUGAUCGAAUGAUGGAAGCAGCGUGUCUUGUGAUGGAGGCCUUAUACCAGUACGACGACAAAAUCAAGUACGACAUAUAUGGCCAUUCAGGUGAAUCCCCAGAGAUCAUCUUCGUCAACGACAACUCCCUUCCCAAGAACAACCGCGAACGACUUGACGUCAUGAAGCAAAUCCACGCGCAUGCGCAGUACUGCAUGAGCGGUGAUUACACACUCGAGGCGACGUCGUAUGCUAUCAAGGGAGUAGCAGCGUUAGAUGCUGAUGAACACYUUGUGAUAGUGUUGAGUGAUGCUAACCUGGAACGGUAUGGGAUAUCUGCUAAGGAUUUUGGCAAGGUUUUGACUAGUGAUUCGCAGGUCAAUGCGUUCGCUAUUUUCAUUGGCUCGCUUGGUAACCAAGCAGAAAGGUUGGUAAAGGCUUUGCCUUCGGGUCACGCCUUCGUGUGCAUGGACACCAAGCAACUUCCUCUCGUCCUCCAGCAGAUCUUCACCUCGACGCUUUUGAACUCGAAAUAAUUGUCAGGCUUGCUUGUAUUAAUAAAAUAACAAUAUUUUAUUUCA
This is a messenger RNA of Actinia tenebrosa (Australian red waratah sea anemone), 2958 nucleotides long. RefSeq names its product von Willebrand factor A domain-containing protein 8. The record is from RefSeq and is a predicted model, not a curated record. Lineage: Eukaryota; Metazoa; Cnidaria; Anthozoa; Actiniaria; Actiniidae. Gene Ontology annotation, molecular function: ATP hydrolysis activity; ATP binding. Gene Ontology annotation, cellular component: cytoplasm.